AUGCAGCCCUCUCCGCUGACAUUCCAGCCCCCUCAGCAGAACCCCUGGACUCUGCAGCAAACUCUACUGCUGUCCGUGGAUCCAGUGCAUCACCACCACUUACCUUCACCGGGUCAGCAGCAGCGACCCGAGCCUGCUCCUCACGCCGCUCCAGCGUCCCCGAGCACACAGCGUGGGUUGCCCGGAGCUGGGAAUCAACACCCCCACUCCUCUCCAUGUGUUCAGCAGCGCCCUGGUUCGGACCCAUCCCUGGAUGAGCCCGCUGGUUCUGGCCAUGGACACCGAGCGCCCUCUCCGCGGCCGCGUCCACUCUUCGCCCCGACUACUUUGAUUGUUGGAGAUUCCAUCGUGAGACACGUCCGCUUUUUUAACGCGGUCACUCACUGCAUUACCGGAGCCACUGUUCCAGACCUGCUCAUCCGUCUCCCUCCUCUGCUUCAGUCCCUGCCUGAUACCAUUUCAAAGGUAAUCGUGCAUGUGGGGAUCAACGACAUGAAGCUGCAGCAGUCCGAGGUCACAAAGAAGCAUUUUAUGGAUCUAUUCCGCCUCCUCCAGUCCUUCGGGUUUGCUCCCCGAGGGGGGCGUGACUGUUUACAUCCGAGGCUUCUCGGCCCCCACCACCCCCCUCCUCCUCCUCCUUACCAGCACCGGAGACUUGAGGACUGGGUUGGUGUUGCUGGCACCGCCCUAAGCUGGUUUAGGUCCUAUUUACAAGACAGAAAGUUUUUUGUGGAGAUCGAAAACUGUACCUCAGACCACUUGGCCCUGACCUGCGGAGUGCCACAGGGGUCAAUCCUGGGUCCUCUUCUGUUUAAUAUUUACAUGUUGCCUCUAGUGUUCAUCAUGGCGGCAGGACUGCUGGUCUACCCCUUCGGCCUAAACUCCACUCUAGUGCGGUCAUUCUGCGGAGACGCUGACAUCUACUAUGCCGGGGAGUGCCAGAUCGGCUGGGGAUACAUGCUGGCAAUUGUGGGUGUCAUGCUCACCGUUUUCUUGCCAUUUUUUGCCAAAUAUGCACCAAAAGAGCAUCUUUCACCCACCCCACUGCCCACAUUGUUAUAG
Molecule: messenger RNA, 1062 nt
Organism: Knipowitschia caucasica
Lineage: Eukaryota; Metazoa; Chordata; Actinopteri; Gobiiformes; Gobiidae
Source: the annotation of a GenBank genome assembly